AUGAAGUAUUACAAGCUACACAAGGCGUUGUAUGGUUUGAAACAAGCUCCAAGAGCUUGGAACAAACGUGUUGACGGCUUUCUUAUUGACAUUGGUUUCAAACGAUGUGUAUCCGAACAUGGAGUUUAUGUGAGAUCGGACACGAAUGAUGGUGUUAUUAUACUUUGCUUGUAUGUUGAUGAUCUCUUGAUUACGGGCAGCCAUGACAAGAGUAUUUCAAGGUUCAAAAGUGAGCUCAUGAGAGAGUUUGAGAUGACGGACCUUGGUGUCAUGAAUUACUUCCUUGGCAUAGAGUUUCACAAGUCAAAAGUCGGGUUGCUUAUGCACCAAAGUAGGUAUGCUCUAGAUAUUUUGAAAAAGUGUGAUAUGGAGCAUUGUAAUGCUUCUAUUACACCUUGUGAGGCUAGAGUGCAGCUGUCCAAAAGUGAUGAGGAGGAGGAUGUUGAUCCAACGCUUUACCGGAGCUUGAUUGGAUCGUUACGGUAUUUGUGCAAUACGCGACCGGAUUUGACUUUUAGUGUCAGUAUUGCGAGUAGAUUCAUGGAGAGACCUAAGGUGUCUCACUUGGCGGCGGUCAAGAGGAUCCUUAGAUAUGUGAAAGGUACUCUUGGCUGCGGAAUUCUCUUUCCCGCAUCAGACACGGGGAGUAAGUGCAAUUUACUUGUCUACACCGAUUCUAAUUGGUGCGGAGAUAAAGAUGACCGAAAAUCGACGGCGGGGUACAUCUUUAUGUUUGGUAGUACACCAAUCUCUUGGUGUUCGAAAAAGGAACCGGUUGUAGCACUCUCUUCUUGUGAGGCCGAGUACAUUGCGGUGUCGUUAGGUGCGUGUCAAACUAUGUGGCUUAUGAAUCUAUUGAAGGAAUUGGGAUGUGGUAAUGAUGUUGCCACCACACUGUUUGUAGACAAUGUUUCCGCAAUAAAUCUUAUGAAGAAUCAGAUUGCACACGGAAGGAGCAAGCAUAUUGAGAUGCGGUUUAAUUAUUUGAGAGAAUUGGUCGGUGAUGGAAAGCUUAGAUUGAGCUAUUGCCGAAGCGAAGACCAAGUCGCGGAUUUGUUGACAAAGGGUGUGACAAAUGAUGUGUUCAAGAGGCUGAAGAAGUGUUUGAGCAUGGUGGACUUAGAGCAACUAAAGUGA
This is a messenger RNA of Lathyrus oleraceus (garden pea), 1137 nucleotides long. RefSeq lists its product as uncharacterized. The transcript has a single exon. The coding region runs from base 1 to 1137 and encodes 378 amino acids. NCBI's taxonomy places the organism in Eukaryota, Viridiplantae, Streptophyta, Magnoliopsida, Fabales, Fabaceae. The record is from RefSeq and is a predicted model, not a curated record.